This is a messenger RNA of Ylistrum balloti, 1029 nucleotides long. RefSeq lists its product as uncharacterized. The transcript is spliced from 2 exons. The record is from RefSeq and is a predicted model, not a curated record. Bases 1 to 1029 code for a protein of 342 amino acids. Lineage: Eukaryota; Metazoa; Mollusca; Bivalvia; Pectinida; Pectinidae.
AUGGUGGAAGAAUUCAAGGUGGCCAAGUGUAGAUUGGUUAUGACCCUGAAGGACUCCAAAGACAUCAAGGUACAGAAAGCUGGAGUGGUCACAAGGACAGGCCGGAAAUGGUCAGCUGGUGCUACAGUUAGCAAAGCUGAAAAUACGCUGGAGUUACAAGACAUCGUGGGAAACAUCUGUGUUUGUAGACGAGGAUUGGGAGUCGAUCACUUCCAGCAGUGGAGCAUAGCAGAAGGAAAGGAAAAGAGAGACAGAAUUGUAUCUGUGGUGAGAUCAGAGGAGGAACAGCAACGCAAAAGUAGAGCAGUUGAGUUAGGACAGCAAGGAUCAUGGACGCGGUGGAAUCUUCCGGAACGCAAGAUUCCAUGGACAGACUUGUGGAAAAUGGAACCUCUCAGGAUAUCCUUCAUGCUCAGGUCUGUGUAUGACACACUGCCAAGCAACUUGUGUAGGUGGGGUCUUCUGGAAGAUCCAGCUUGUUCCUUGUGCGGUGGAAGAGGCACAAUUGCACAUAUCCUAUCAGGCUGUAGAGUAGCCCUCCAGCAGGGACGGUACAGAUGGCGUCAUGACCAGGUUCUAGCUGCCCUAGCAGAUAUUCUGGAAAAGGAGCGGCGUCAUAAGAGGUCACUGAUAGAACCUCGUAAACCUCACAUACAGUUUGUGAGAGCUGGAGAGAAGGGACCACCAACUACUACUGCAUAUCAUCGCCAGAAGGUCAUCUUGGUGGAGCUGACGGUUCCAUGGGAAGAAGGGUGUGAUGAGGCACAUGAGAAGAAAGCUGGCAAAUACCAAGAGCUUGCAGAGCUGUGCAGACAUAAGGGAUGGAACACAUGGCUGUUUCCAGUAGAGGUCGGUGCCAGAGGAUUCCCUGCACAGUCAGUAUGGAGGAUGUUCCAGAAAUUGGGACUGACAGGAGCAAAGAGGAAAGCAGCUAUUAAGACCUUGGCUGAAAGGGCUGAGAGAUCAUCAUGCUGGCUUUGGUGUAGACGAGAUGAGCCAAACUGGAGCCCAGACAACAGCAAGCAGUGA